Molecule: messenger RNA, 1488 nt
Organism: Aspergillus tanneri
Lineage: Eukaryota; Fungi; Ascomycota; Eurotiomycetes; Eurotiales; Aspergillaceae
Gene: zrfC
Product: putative ZIP Zinc transporter
Exons: 4
Coding region: 1-1488 (495 amino acids)
Biological process (GO): zinc ion transmembrane transport
Cellular component (GO): plasma membrane
Molecular function (GO): zinc ion transmembrane transporter activity
Source: RefSeq, a predicted model, not a curated record
AUGGUCCGCAGAUUGAUCCUUGCGUCGCUCACCUUGGGGGCAGUGCAUGCUCAGAGCUACUCCGGAUGCCAUAGACAUGGCGAGGUCGAGUACUGCUAUGGGAAGGAUGGCAACGAGACACCCGUCACGACUCACAUUGCGGCCACAGCGACGUCGGUGAGAGCCACCACGACUGCAUCGGCGGAUUCGUCUGCCGUGACAGAAUGCCACAAGCACGGGGACGAUGUGUUCUGCAUCGAGAGUGAUGGCAGUGAAGUCCAGGUGUCGCUGGAAUCGACCCCGACGGGCGAACUCCCGGCGCAGUAUACGGGCUGUCAUUCUCACGGAAGUGAACGGUUCUGUCUUGACCCCGACGGAAACGACGUGCAGAUCCUCAAAGAAGGCGAAACCACCGACAGCCAUCAGACCGAGUCUGCAGAAUCACACGGUGGCCAGAACUGCCAUUUCCACGCGGGUGUUGAACAUUGCGUGGGAAGCGGAGAGUCAGAAAACUCUAAGAAGCCGACCUGUGGAAUCCAGACGCGCGACUAUAACAUGCCACUGCGGAUAGGAACGCUAUUCGUGGUGUUAUUCACCAGUGCUUUGGGAGUCUUCCUGCCUAUGGGACUGGUUAAACUGCCAUUCUCGAGCAUCAACACGAUUGCAACGACGGUGAUUAAGCAAUUUGGCACGGGAGUGAUCCUCUCCACUGCGUUUCUCUACACCCAUGCGAAUCUAAUGUUUAGCAAUGAAUGUCUUGGAGAGCUCGAAUACGAAGCCACCACAUCCGCCAUUGUGAUGGCAGGAAUCCUCCUCUCCUUCUUAACCGAAUACAUCGGACACCGCAUCCUCCUUGCGAGGGCCCAUCGGAACUGCAUCGCGCAGGACAGCGCCACAGAGACGGGAUCGCAGAACCAGAAACAUGUCGACGUUCACGUUCAAACUCACGCCCCGCAGCCCGCACCGGCGAUGGCACUGGCGCAUCUGGGCCACAGUCACGGGCCGCAUGAUCCCACGCAGGCCAACACCAAGCUCUCUGUGCUGGUCAUGGAAGCGGGAGUGAUUUUCCACAGUGUCCUGAUCGGACUGACGCUGGUGGUGGCGGGGGAUUCAUUCUACAAGACCUUGCUAGUGGUGAUUGUGUUCCAUCAGUUCUUCGAGGGAUUGGCGCUGGGGGCGCGCAUUGCUCUCCUACCCGGGGGUAUACUGCCGACCAAGACAAUCAUGGGCGCGGUGUUUGCGUUGAUCACGCCGAUUGGGAUGGCGAUUGGGAUGGGGGUGAUCAACUCGUUCAAUGGCAAUGGGAAGAGCACGCUGAUUGCACUGGGGACGCUGGAUGCGCUGUCGGCGGGGAUUCUGGUGUGGGUUGGAGUGGUGGAUAUGUGGGCUCGAGACUGGGUGAUGGAGGGAGGCGAGAUGCUGAAUGCACCGAUAGGACGGGUCUCGAUUGGGGGUUUUUCUCUUAUUGCGGGGACGGCAUUGAUGAGUUUGUUAGGGAAGUGGGCCUAG